UGUAUAGUAAUUAUAUUUAUGCCAUUUUGACGUCAUUAAUGGGCUAUAUAACACAAUUGAAUAUUGAAUUUUGAUCGCAUUGUACGUGCAGAAAAUAUACGAUAUAUUUUCAAAUACAGCUAACAUUGACAUGGAGAUCUUAAGGAUAACUCUUUUGCUGAUUAUACCCGGUACUGUUUUUGCAGGCGCUGGUAAUCGAUGGACCUAUGAGGGAGAAUUGGGUCCGGAACAUUGGAAGGUUGAUUAUGAAAUUUGUGGUAAACAGGAGCAGUCGCCUAUAGAUAUUGUUACGAGCGAAGUGCGUCUUAAUACAAGUAUACCAGAUUUUAAUUUAUCGAGUUAUGACACAGUUAAUGGUAUAGAUCAAGAGUUAGAGAAUGUUGGGGGACACACAGCUGAAGUUAAAUAUAAUGGCGGCCUGUCUCUGAUUAUUACUGGUGGAGGUCUUGCAGGCGAAUAUAAGGUUGACCAGUUUCACUUUCACUGGGGUUCUGCAAAUUCUUAUGGAUCUGAACAUCAAAUGAACGGAAAACCCUUUAGCAUGGAGAUGCAUAUCGUUCACCAUUCUACUCAGUAUGCCAAUUUAACAGACGCUCUAGAUAAACCAGAUGGUUUGGCUGUUCUGGGUUUCUUCUUUAAGGUGGGUGAGACAAAUCCGGCUUUUGAUUCACUGUUGGCAGAAUUUGGUAGUAUUGAACAUGCAGAAGACAAGAUAAAACUGGAUACACAAAUAAAGCUCUCUUCCCUUUUGCCUAAAAAUAUGUCAGUGUUCUGGCGUUACCAUGGUAGCUUAACAACUCCGCCUUGCUACGAAACCGUUAUCUGGACAUUAUUCUAUGAACCAAUCAUUGUAUCCGAAGAACAGAUGUCCAAAUACAGGUCUCUCAAAAGAAACAAAGUAGGAGAAGAGGAAAAGGACCUCGUGAAUGACUUCCGGCCUCUACAACCUCUGAAUCGUCGUGUUGUAGAAACUAACAAUGAGUUAGGUUUGAGCUCUGGAUCUAAGAAAGGUGUCCAAAUCUAUUUAAGUCUUGUUAUCUGUUUACAAUUAGUUUUACUAGCAUUAGUUAACAGAAGUUAAUCAAAGAAAUAGUGCAUAGGGAAAUGAAAGGGGAAAGGGGUGGGUAGGCUUUGUAAACUUCUUACAAUGUUAUCGGCAUAAUCGGAUUUAAAGCGGAUGUUGAGUUUUUAGACCGGACUUUCGGAUGUUCCUGAGCUAAAUACUUCAUCAUCUAGUUAAAUUUCAAGAAUAUGUUAAAAGAAAACUUUCUUGGGAAAACAUCUCUUUAAGUUUAUCGCCUGUCGGAACUGUUUUAAUGUUUCUAUGACGGGCUAUGGCAAUAUGGGGGAUAUUUUGCUGAACGAAAAAUUGCAUUCUUCCCAUGUGUUCUUCCUGUCGUCGUUUUUGCCGAUACUUUAAAGGUUGGGGUGGGAUGGGGUCUUACCUUAUCCGUAUUAAACUCUUAGCUGCUAUAUGCAUCACGAUACCUGUGUUCUCGGCGUAAUCAAAAUCGCAGUAUUAUUGUCUUUCAGCUGUUUUGAAAUUGGCCUACCUUUACAUUAACUUUUGUUAGGUAUUAUAAUCUACGAUUAGCCCGCCAUGGUUCUUUGUUGAUAAUUUGCCCUGAAACUAAAUUCUUACUGUCAACAGGUUUCAACAAAAUAGAGACAUAUAUAUUUGUAUAUAUAUUUAGAUUGCCGAUACUAAGAUAUAAUUUGUCACAGAAUGGAUCAGUUCCUACUGAAGUAUAAAAAAUCAAAAUGAAGUACAGCUUUUCAAUGAGAAAUGUGUACUUAAAUUUAGCUUACACGUCCCCCUUAUAUUAUCCUUAAUUGAUGUAUAAAAGUUGUUGACAAAAAUCGACUAAUAAUAAUCGCCCUUCUUCUAUUAACUACAUCGAUUACAUAAAGUAAAUCAAAAUCGAAACACAAUAUAAUCAAAACUAGAAAUCCAAUUAUAUAUGUUACAGUUUUUUUUUAAUAUAUUUUUUAAAUAGUUUUUAUUUAGCCGAAACUAAUUCAUCUCAUACAAUGUCUUCAAUGUUUAACUAAAUACUAACUUGGGAAUUUUAAAAGAGUUUAUUGUUUUUAAGGUGAUAUUUGCAUGAAAAGAAAAGAAAUUUUGAAAAAAGAAAUCCGUCGAAUUUUGCAAGUUGUGUUUUAAGCUAAAGAUUUCAUCAUGAACUUGUUUAUGAUAUUUCGGGAUCUUUGUAGAACAUUUUAUUGAAACUAUAUUACGGUUUCAUUUAUACAAGACAGUUUGGAAUACUAGUAUGUCACAAAAUAUGAAAUUUUUUGAUAUCUCUGAGUCGCAAUAUCACCUUUUAGGCUAUAUAUUAUCGUUUAUUUUUUCAUAAUUACGUUUUUCUGUUUAUGUUUUAUGAUUAUAUUAUGUUAUUCCUUGAUUCUUCUUGGUAUGGUGCUAUUUCUUAAGUUUAAGAGUGACUGACGGUUUUCAAACAACUGGACUUAAAUUCAUCACACAUUCAAAUAUAAUAAAUUCUGUAUUCAAAAUAUUUCCUAUUAAAUAACAGCCAAAAUAUGUUCUUGUAUUUUUAUAAACACAUCAAAUCGUUGUAGAUUUUGUUAAAUUGUAUAGAUUUGAUGUUUUCAUAGAAAUGUCUCAAAUAUGUGAACCUUACAAUUAUCCUAUUACUUCUUGUUUUUUAUUUGGAAAAUAAAUCAUUGUUUUAUCUUUUUU
Messenger RNA from Patella vulgata (common limpet), 2701 nucleotides. Its product is annotated as carbonic anhydrase 1. Gene Ontology annotation, cellular component: plasma membrane. Lineage: Eukaryota; Metazoa; Mollusca; Gastropoda; Patellidae. Gene Ontology annotation, molecular function: carbonate dehydratase activity; zinc ion binding. The record is from RefSeq and is a predicted model, not a curated record. Bases 131 to 1081 code for a protein of 316 amino acids. The transcript is spliced from 8 exons.